AUGCGACCAUGGUCACUAUGGAUGGGGCUGCCCGCCGUCGCGGUGCAGGUGCUGGCGUUGGUGGCGGCCCAUGAGCCGUCUCUGGAAGAGAUCGCACGACGGUACACGAAGCGCACAGCGGGCGGGAUUCACUUGCCCAUCGUCCGGCGCGAGUCGCCCGCUGCACUAGAGAGAAGAGCGGUGUCGGGGAUCGGGUUGGGGAACUUUGUGGAUAUCGCGUACACUGUCUUGAUCACCAUCGGCGGGACGACGACCCCGCUGAUCCUAGACACUGGCUCUUCAGACAUGUGGGUCAUGUCCGACGGAUGCACUGACGGUUGCGGGGAUGGGACCGUCCCAGUCUACCCACAAGCAAGCUUCCAGUCCGCCGGAAUCGACGCGGCCAUGUUCUACGGAGACUCGCGGACAGGGACUUUCGCGGCGGGGCUCAUCGGGCGGGACACGGUGGACCUCGCUGGGCUGACGGUGCAGAAUCAAUAUUUUGCCGCCAUCAACCAGACGAACACGACCAUCUCGAGCAUCGGCGCGGCGGGGAUCUUUGGGCUUGGGUUUCCGAUAAACAGCGUGAUAUGGAAUAACCUGUUCGUGGACCAAUUCGACCUUGACGAGUCGAGCGGGCUCUUCGAACGCGUAGAGUCGCCCUUGCCGCAUCCGAACGUCAAGUUCGGCUCGCCUUUUCCCAAGAGACCGUUCAGCCGCUUCAAGUUCCCUACUAUCGGCCAUCGUUUAGGCAGCCCGCACGGCGAGCGGCACGCCCCGCGCCAGGUCAACUCGGUCCUCCUCAACGCUUUCGAGUCGUGGAACUCCCUAGGCCCUUUCCUCCCAAGAUUAGUGAAUACAAAUGCUCUGACCAGCCCGAUGGUCAGUGUCACUCUGCAGCGGAACACGGUGGACAUAGGUGGGAACGUAGGGAUGCUGAGCAUCGGCGAGCUACCGUCAGGCGUGAAUGCGAGCGAGCUGACGUGGGUCCCACUGAGGGCGUACGAUUAUGAUGAUGGAGGGAUACCAGGGCCGCCUGAUGCGCCGAACGAGAUCUAUCCAAUUACUUGGGAAGUAAUGCUCGACGACGUAUAUUUGGACGGCGAGAAGCUGCCCCGAUCCACGCUGUCAUCAUCCACGAUCGGGCUCUCCGCCCUUAUCGACACGGGUAACUCCCUGCUUCGUGGUCCAGCCGACGUUGUCGCCUACGUCCAAUCCAGACUUGGAAACGCUGGCCUAUUCGCAUGCGACGAACCUCACUUACUCGAGUUCGAGAUCGGCGGCAAGCGAUUCCCCGUCGACCCGCGCGAUUUCGUCACGCAGGCAUUCACGAACAACGUAGACGCGUGCUACGCGAACCUCGUCUCGACGGACCCGCCAAGGGUGGGCGGGUACCAGUUUAGCUGGAGCCUGGGUACACCGUUUUUGAAGGGCGUGCUUUCGUCGUAUUAUUUUGGCAACCUCACGUACCCUUCACAAGACCAACCAAGGAUAGGCUUUCUCUCGACUGUCCCAAGCAAUGCGAACGACCUGCUCCGAGCUGCUGUGGCGUCUGCUGCGAGGGCGGACGAUAAUUUCCCUGCGAUAUCGCAAGUUGCACCGUCCGGAACAGCCACCCCAGGACUGACAGACUCAAAUGGUAUCCCACAAGCCACAGCCGCCUUCAAUGGCGCGGGUGGGGCAUUCGGGCGCCUAACGGCAGGAUCUUUUGUUUCUGUGGUUGUCGUUAACGCGUUCGCUGUCGUCGGCGGACUAUGGCUCCUUGGGCUGUAA
Cyclocybe aegerita is the source of this 1752-nucleotide messenger RNA. The record is from the annotation of a GenBank genome assembly. NCBI's taxonomy places the organism in Eukaryota, Fungi, Basidiomycota, Agaricomycetes, Agaricales, Hemipholiotaceae.